AUCACCUGCCGCUGUUUUGAGUUUCCCGGUAGCCGGUAGGGUUCGCAUUUUGGCGGGAAAACAGGAGACGGAAGGUAGGAUGAGUUCGUCGGCUGCGGUGGAGACGGCGGCCGCUCCGUACCUUGUCUGCCGGAUGGACAACGUCCAAGGCGUUGUCGACGCUCUCACAUCCGUUCGCUGGAAGCGCUAUCAGGACGCCGUCAUUGAGAUAUCGGAGUACGGACUAGUUUUGAUCGUCGAGGAAAGCCUGUGUCUUCAAGGAAAAGUUUAUUUGCAACGCGAGUUGUUUACUCAGUAUGUAUACCACUCAGAAGGGACACAGAGAUUCGGAGUGAGUUUAGGGCUCUUUCUGGAUUGCCUCAGUACAUUUUCGGUUCCCGGAAAACCAAAUACUAUUGAACUUCGUUACCCAGGGCCUGAUAUGGAACUUCUUCUCAAAUCUGUUGAUUCAUCUAAUGCUUGCAUUUAUGCGGAGAUCAGAACACGGACUCCCGAGACAUUGCCAUGGGACUGCCACUUUGAACCUGCAGGGAGUAGUCCUAUCAGUUUUACCGUCAAGUCUGCAGCGCUAAAGGAAGCUAUAGAUGAUCUUGAAUGGCCUGGGUCAAGCAUUCUGCUAACACUGCAACCAACCCCCCCAACUGUAACCUUCAAGGCCCAAGGCCAUGGUGACUUACAGAUAGACUUCAUGCAACGCAAUACCUCUGAUCUUCUUGUUGCGUUUCAUUGUGAUCACCUUGUCUCAUACCGGUACAAGUACAAAUUUCUUCAGGCAACAACUUCGAACAUACCUAGCAGUGUCUUGAAGGAUAACAGAGGAAGUAAACUCACCAUGGGUAGAACUGGAAUGCUGAAAGUUCAGCAUCUAGUCUCCGUUGCAAGACCACCAGCAAGUUCACACACCCAUUCAGAUUCUGCUGCCUAUCAUCUCCCCAGCCGUAUUGCUUAUAUUGAGUUCUUUGUCAAGCCAGAGGUGGAUGAUGAUUAACAAAAUGCAAAAAUGUCCAGGAUGAGUUAAUGUCAGCCUGCUUCUUCAAAGAGAUAGUGGGUUUAGUAGAUAGUUAUGUAACAUUUGCAUUGUAAAUGACGGGGUGGUUUUAAGGUCACAUGCUACCUACCUAGAGCUUGAUUUUCUUUUAUGCUUUACCCGGAUAUUAUGAUGAAGAUGAUGAUGAUCUUAUUUAAAUUCAAUUCAAUAUGAUGAAGUGAUGAUGAUCUUAUUUAAAUUCAAUUCAGACAUAUUUGAAUGAGAAUU
Messenger RNA from Cuscuta europaea, 1255 nucleotides. NCBI's taxonomy places the organism in Eukaryota, Viridiplantae, Streptophyta, Magnoliopsida, Solanales, Convolvulaceae. The record is from the annotation of a GenBank genome assembly.